Messenger RNA from Orbicella faveolata, 1577 nucleotides. RefSeq names its product dual specificity mitogen-activated protein kinase kinase 5-like. The record is from RefSeq and is a predicted model, not a curated record. NCBI's taxonomy places the organism in Eukaryota, Metazoa, Cnidaria, Anthozoa, Scleractinia, Merulinidae. Gene Ontology annotation, molecular function: protein binding; MAP kinase kinase activity; ATP binding. Gene Ontology annotation, biological process: MAPK cascade; protein phosphorylation.
UCUGGAAGCGAAUCUUAACCUAGUCUCUCUCGGCCAUCAUCCUUUCCAGAAAAAACAAAACGCCCUUCACAUUCUGCAAAAUGGACGAGCGUUUUGAAGAAAGUUCUUGAAGUGAAAUGAUUCGAUCGCCAUAUGUCCUUGUCACCUUCUCUGGUGAUACGAAUUGUUCCUGACGAAGGGGAAGCUGUAGAUUGGACUGUUCGUCAGAAUAUUGUUUUUCGGGAUGUGCUGGAGGCAAUUUCCCAGGUGAUGCCUCAUACUACAGCCACUGCAUUUGAGUAUGAAGAUGAGGAAGGAGAUAGAAUCACUGUUAGAGGUGACGAGGAAUUGCAGGCUAUGAUUAAUGGGCACCUGUGGAUGAAUGCAGAAAGACUUAGGAGAGGAGUUUCACAAGAGCCAUUAAUUGUUUAUCCAAAAGCUUGUAGAACUUCAAGAAGAAGGAAUUUUUGUGGGCUGACUGUUAACACAAAGGCAACUCCAGUAAACAAUGCUGUUCCAACAAAUGCUGUUCCAACAAGCUUACAAAAGUCAGAACAUGGAGAUAUAAGGGUCAUUUUAGGCAAUGGCCAGGUUUCCCACACAGAUAUUCAGCAUUUAGACAUUUUAGGACAUGGAAAUGGAGGAACAGUUUACAGGGCCUUGCAUACAAGGACAAACCGAAUUAUUGCAGUUAAGGUGAUUCCUUUAGAUGUAACUCCAGAUGUACAAAAACAGAUUAUAUCUGAAUUGGAGAUACUGUUUCAGUGUUCCUCGACCUUUAUUAUUGAAUUUUAUGGAGCAUUUUUUGUGGAAAAUAGAAUAUCAAUUUGUACAGAAUAUAUGGAUGGAGGUUCCCUAGACAUGUUUGGCUGCAUACCAGAACCAGUUUUAGGCAGAAUUGCAGUUUCAGUAGUCAAAGGACUUCUUUAUUUGUGGGAAUUAAAAAUAAUGCAUAGAGGUGAGCAAGGCCUUACACUGUUUGAAUUUGUAUUAGUAAAAAACUCAUUCCUGAAUUACGAAUUUAUUCAAAGUUUAAAAACUACUGUAGUUUUUAUUCCUGAGCGCAUACUAGGAGAUGAAUACAGCAUUCGAUCAGAACUGUGGAGUCUGGGAGUCUCUCUUUUAGAGAUGGCUCUGGGGAGAUUUCCUUACCCAACGGAAAGUCAUGGAGGUGCUGAAACGUUUCUGCCCAUAGCGCUACUUCAGUGCAUCGUACAUGAGAAUCCGCCAUGUUUACCCGAGGAUAAAUUCUCACCAGCGUUUGCGAAUUUCGUAUCUCAAUGUAUGCAGAAAAACCCUUUAGUAAGACUGACUCCAGAAGCAGUUUUGACUCAUCCUUUCAUCGCGACAAAUGAUGAUGGUAAUAUUGACAUGAUAUCCAUGUGGGUGUGUCGUCAACUGGAGCAGAGACAAUCACGUGCACACAGCUUGGACUCGCCUAAUUCAGAAUCACCAUGACUGUAUUCAUACUCAGAACCACAAAAGAGCGUUUUCACUGACGUGGUCAGCAGCCAGGUCGGCUAGAAGACUACGAGUAGUCCCUCUUUUGCUUAGUCCGUCGUGCGUGACACGAAAGAAAACCACGAGAAAAAAAAUGG